AGCGCCACAAUGGUGACCCGAGCAGAACCCAGCGUAACUCCCCACGCCGAACCACUGUUCGCGGAGCCCAUACAGAACAUAACGGUGCCUGUUGGAAGAAAGGUGACCUUGUCUUGCGUCGUCGACAACCUCAACAACUACAGGGUGGCCUGGAUGUACGUGGAGAAGUUCACGCUGCUGACACUGGCGAAGAGCGUGAUCACGCACAACUACCGCUUCAAGGUGACGCACAACGGCCACCGCACAUGGCACUUGCACAUCUACGACGUCCAAGAGCGGGACCGGGGAGCGUACAUGUGUCAAAUCAACACAUCGCCCAUGAAGUCCCAGGUCGGAUACCUCAACGUUGUUGUGCCGCCCAAAAUUGACAACAACCUCACGAGCGACAGCACGGAAGUGGCUGAAGGAGGUGACGUGGCACUGCGUUGCGUGGCGAAUGGGACACCGGAACCGGAAAUCACGUGGCGGAGGGAGGACGCCCAGUACAUCUCGCUCAACCCAUCCAAGAAAGUAUUGUCGGUGAAAGGCACCUGGAUGAACAUCACGAAGGUGUCCCGCCUGCACAUGAGUGCCUACCUGUGCAUCGCCUCCAACGGUGUGCUACCUUCGGUCAGCAAGCGGAUCAUCCUUGAAGUCAGCUUCGCGCCCAUGAUCUGGAUCCCGAAUCAGCUGGUCGGCGCGAGCAUCGACUCGGACGUGACCCUGGACUGCAACCUAGAGUCGCACCCAAGGUCGGUCACCUACUGGACUCGGGGCGCGGACCGCAUGAUACACCAGAACGUCAAGUACUCGGUGGUCACCAUGCAGCACACCAUGUACAAGGUGCGCAUGCAACUUGUCGUACACCGGCUCAAGCCGGAAGACUACGGAGAGUACCACUGUGCGGCCAAGAACACGCUCGGCGAGACCAAGGGCACGGUCAACCUCUACGAGAUACCUGCAAGCUCCGUACCCACGUCCCACUCGACGCUUAUCUCGAAAGGUGUCCACGGAAAGCUACCUGACAAGGAAUGGAAUAACUCGCCGCAUCUCCGCAGCUCUGGCUCGUCGCGUGACUGGUGGCAGAACUUGUACGGUAACGAGACAGAUCCUUGGUCUCCGCUUACGCCUGCUGUGGUGAAUCUUAAAGCCACUGCAAACUGCGGUGCAUGUCCCAGCAUUACGAGCUCGACGUUUCCAGCCCGGCUGCUCGUGAGUUUUUUGUCACUACUCGCAACUGCAGUUUCGUGAUCGCCGACAGAGAAGUCUUCAGAAUGAAGUCUUCAUCACACACGUCUCACUGCCGCACAAGGCACUCCGGGAGGCAUAUCCUGCUGCUGCCAAGACACCUGCAAUCUUCAAGUGUGUGGGUGUGCGCGCGCGCAUGUGAUAGACUCCAGGCAAGAGUAUCGGGCCCAGCUUCCUCGUCAAACUUUCCAACAGGUUCACCACCGAUGAUUCACUGAAUCAGCUACGCCGUUUCCUACGAGCUCGCGGUCAUCAACUCACCAACUUUCAUCAGCUCCGUGAGCACCAAAACUUCCCUAGACAUUCACUGAAGCCACCCUUUCAUGGACAUAUUACAUAUGAUUGAAUGUUCCUAAUAGAUGGUUCUUUCUUAAUUCAUUUUCUCUUUACAAAACAAAAGAAAUCUGUUUAAUUACCGCAGCAUUAAGAGCUAUCGUUUGUGUUGUGUCAUUACGCCCUUGCCUGCACGCCAUGAACAAUUCACGCGAGGACAAGAGCGUGCGAUGCAAAGCACAAAUAAGAGAGAUACAACGUUGCCACCCACUGGUUCUUCAUUCUGCUCUUUGGCAUGGACCUUGUGUUGCGCCCUUCAUUACCAACACGCAGGGACAAAAAUAAAAUAAACAAAGAGGAAAUUGUGUAAAGAGGUGAUUACUCACUUUUAUCCACAAUAACACGCACCAGUGUUGGAAGGCAGCACCAAGAACCAAAUUUCGUACUCCACAUUAGUAUUGUCUUGACUCGUCGCCUGCAGUAGAAAUGGAGGGGAUCUAAAAACCACCUGGUUCACUUGAGAUUAAAUCAACAGUUCUCAUAAAUAGUGUUCUAUAUUUAAUCGCAAUUUCUGUAAGUAU
Messenger RNA from Rhipicephalus sanguineus (brown dog tick), 2081 nucleotides. RefSeq names its product lachesin. Gene Ontology annotation, cellular component: neuron projection. The record is from RefSeq and is a predicted model, not a curated record. Lineage: Eukaryota; Metazoa; Arthropoda; Arachnida; Ixodida; Ixodidae. Bases 10 to 1230 code for a protein of 406 amino acids. The transcript is spliced from 8 exons.